AUGGCAGCUGGCGUCAUUGCGAACGUCCACAACGACGACGAUGAUGUCCCGACCGAAGGAUCGCGUAAUUACGCCAUUGUCGUGUGCAUCUUUGCCGCGCUCGGUGGUCUCUUCUUCGGCUACGACCAGGGCGUGACGUCGGGCGUGCUCAUCAUGGACUCGUUCAUCAACGACUACUGCGUCGGCUGGCACAACUUCACGUACGAACAGUGCACGUCCGCGUCGUCCAAGCUGCCGACCGAGUGGACGGGCUUUACAGUCUGGUACAACAUGACGUACAACCUUGGCUGUCUCGUGGGUGCCUUUGUGGGCGGCUUUGUAGCGGACAAGCUCGGGCGUCGCUGGACCAUCUUCUCGGCCGGUUUGAUCUUCUGUACCGGUACUUCGUGGGUCUGUUUCAACCCGGCACAUGAGCACGGACUCAUGUACAUUGCUCGAGUGAUCCAAGGAAUCGGCGUGGGCAACUCGUCGUUCUCACUGCCGCUCUUUGGUGCGGAAAUGGCCCCCAAGGAGCUGCGUGGUCUGCUCUCGGGCUUCAUGCAGAUGACUGUCGUAACGGGUCUUUUCUUGGCCAAUGUUGUCAACCUCAUUGUCGAGCACCGGGAGCGUGGUUGGCGGACGACCAACGGAGUGGCUAUGGCCGCUCCUCUUGUCGUCAUGUUAGGCAUCUUCUUUGUACCCGAGAGUCCUCGCUGGACGUACCUGCACAAGGGCAAAGAAGAGGCAGAACAAGUUCUCAAACGUCUUCGUCAGACUGAAAACGUCGACCGCGAGCUCGAAGUGAUCGGCGCUCAGGUCGAUGAGGAACUGGCGGCCGACAAGGGGCUGAAAGAGUUGCUGGAGCCAUCCAUUUUCAAGCGCGUAAUCAUCGCCAUGAUGCUUCAAGUUCUGCAGCAGGCGACGGGUAUCAAUCCCAUCAUGAGCUACGGUGGCCUCAUCUUCCAGGACAUCACCAAAGCCGGUAUUUACUCGACCUUGUUCCUCUCUGGUGUCAACCUCGUCAGUACCAUCCCAGCCAUGCGUUGGGUCGAUACUACGGGUCGUCGAAAGCUGCUGCUCAUUGGCGCUGUGGGAAUGGUAAUCGGCCACUUGUUCGCCGCCAUUUUGUUCACUGCCAUUUGUGACGGCAACGUCGACGACGCCGGGUGCCCGACCGUCGGUGGGUGGUUCAUUUGCGUUGGCACGGCCUUUUUCGUGUUCAACUUUGCUAUCUCAUGGGGUCCCGUGUGCUGGAUUUAUCCGGCCGAGAUCUUUCCACUCGGAGUCCGUGCUCCUGCUGUCGCUCUUUCCACGGGCGCCAACUGGGCCAUGGGUGCCGUCAUGUCCGAGGUCGUCAAGCUGUUCCCGCAUUUGAACAUCAACGGGGUCUUCUUUCUCUUCGCGGGCUUGUGCUGCGUCUGCGGCGUGUUCGUGUUCUUCUUCUGCCCCGAGACGAUGGGCAUUAUGCUCGAGGACAUUGAGGCGCUGUUCCACAACAGGCAGCCCAAGUCAGCUGAUUUUGCAGAGAUCAGGUCUCCGCAUCAGUCCCAAGCGUAG
This is a messenger RNA of Hyaloperonospora brassicae, 1536 nucleotides long. The record is from the annotation of a GenBank genome assembly. Lineage: Eukaryota; Oomycota; Peronosporomycetes; Peronosporales; Peronosporaceae.